UAUCGCUGGAGCCGCGCUCAGAUGCUCUGUGUGCGCCGGGCGGGCCGCGCGCGUUUCCGAACGACACUCGCGGAUUACGGUACAACAAUUACCGAACGCAAAAAGUUCUUUUUUGGAACACCAUUUUUAAAAACUCUCAUCAUCUGUGCCGGGGUCGUCCCAUCCCUCGUUCGAAUUCCGAAAACUGUUCAGAAACUCAAUCGGUAAAGUACGACUAGAAAGUUUGCAUUGCAUUUACAGUAUUUUCUAUACAAAUAGCAGUGGUUGCAUGUGUAAUAGAGUUUUAUUUUGUGCUUUUGUGCCCCCAGUGUAGUUCUGGACGAGUUUUGAGUGUUGCCGAGUUGUUGGUACUUACUGUCAAUAUCUACUACAAAGCCAUUAGGUUUUGGAAUCGAUAGAAAAAAUUAAGGACAUCUAUGAAGCCACAACUCCACUGAAGAUCACCUUCGAAUGUGUCGCGACAUACUGAAAACCAGUGUUAAUAAGAUGUGACAACAAUGGCUGCCACAGACGGCCAAGUCAUCGUCGCGGCGUCGCGCUGGGCCGAUGAGGGCUCCUACCUCCGGGAGUUUGUCUCCAAGAAUAGAGUCCCUAAUGUCGCCAAGAUCAUCAAGGGACAGUAUGGCGGCCUGGGGGUCCCCACACUGCCCAGCCCCGGCCUCCAGAGCACCGCCAUGCUCAUCUCAGCAGGCAAGAGGAAGAAAAUCAUCGCUCAGGCCAUCAAGAUCAAAGAAGGCAGACGCAUGGUCAGCGUUGGACCCAGAAUCGCCAUCCCUGACUCGUAUAAGGGAUACUUUGAGCUGCUCAGCGAAGAAGGAAGAGCUGUCAGGUGCAUCGAGUCUGUGUCUGAACUCGCCAGGAGACGGCUAGAAGACGGAUGUCUGGUCAGAGAACCGAUCAGAGUCAUCUGCGCCAAGACGGACUUGGAUGGCAAUUUGACAGCUGACGGCGCAAGGAAUAUGCCCGCCGGAGAAGUCAUCAUGCCUAAAGGAGAAGCGUUGCUUGGCAAAACUAAAUACCUUAAAUGUACUGAUACUAAAGGUGAUACGGUGUUGUUGAGUCUCGACCAGAGAGGAAAGUUCUCUGCUGUGGCUAAGGAAGAGAAUAUCAGCGGUGUGCAUACAGCCAAGACGUUGCUGACUAAACGGCUUCCGUUGACGGUCAGACUGGUCCACGGCACGACGCCGCGGGGGAUAAAAAGUGCAAGUCAUUUUGUUCCGGAAUUAAGACUGCUUUCAAUGUACGAAGAGGAACAUAUAUUCGCACUGCCCCUUCAGAAGGAGGGUAACGCCCUAGUGGCCUUGCCUCUGGCGGCGCCUCUCAAAAUGCAGAAAUGCAAGAACGAGGAGCAAAUACGAAACUUCAUGGAGUUUUACAGGCUGGUGGAAAAGUGCAAUCGAUUGUUAGUGGACGUCGUGGAUAGAAUACACGUGUUAGACGGGAAGCUAGGAGACCCGAAGCGACUACUGAACGCUCCACUAAACGCCCCUCCUUUAGUCAAAACUGGUUACUUCUUGCGAAGAAGCGCUUCGAGUGACACAGCCAAUCACGGCAAGGCACACCUGUCGCGCCACAACCACACCUACAGCAGUCAUCGAGACGAGACUAGCAUCCCUGACGAGUACGACGAAAUAGACCAGAUCUACGACUACGUCAGGGGUUUCGCGCCUCUGCCCAAGAACAUAAAAGCGUCAUACUCAAACGAGCCCGUCUCAGCUCCAAGACACGAGUCGGCGCCUACUUCACCCGCAGCCACGCCUAUCCACAUGCCUUUAAUAACAGAAAUCAAACCGGAACCUCCUCCUAUAGAGACGAUUCCUACCAAGAAACCGUUAGUCCAACCAAAAGCCGAGAAGCGAACCAGGAAAACGGCUGUGACGGCUAAAGAACUCCCCCCAGUAACUGCUGUGUUCAAAGGAAAACCUGUGACAACGCCUACGACGAACCUCCCGAAGCUCUAUGUGAAAAACAGCAGCAGCAAUUCCAAAAACAGAAUGAUCUUCCGCCAUAACAGUCACUCGCCGACGAAAGAGAUUCCUAGUCCAAUUACUAGUCCCAUUGUUAGACCGCUUUCCAAAGGCGAUUCCCCCAUCUUUAAUAUUAGGUACAAAAGUCUUUCGAAUAUCCAACAGGCUAUGGAGUUGGAUGGGACCUUGGACUCAAGUCAUUCUGGGGGGAGGACGUCAGGGGACUCCGGGGCUGGACCUAAGCUCCCAGAGAAGAGGUCUAGAAAGCUAAGCAGACCUAAGUCCCUGAGUAAUCUAGUUUGGGAGCUGAAGGGUUGUCCUGUCGAGGCGGUGAAUGAGAAACCAAAAUCUAGAAGUAAAAAUGAAGGCUAUAGGAAACUGGGCAACAAACUGUCUUUAGGGGCUAAGCGGGUGCCUACGCUCUAUCUUUGAAUUAUCGGUUGCAGACACAAGAAGAAGUCCACGUUUCAAGAAUUCGGAAGAAAACAACAAUCACCCCAUUUCUACAAUAAUACGACUGUGCCGAACUUAUGGAAAUAUAAAAAAAGGAUUUUGACAGAAUUGUUUCAAACAUAUUAUUUUUGACUCCGUUCAUUUAAGUUUUCAACAUGGGAGACAAGGAUAAAUUCUGAAGGUAUUAUUUUUUUACAGUAAAUCAAAAAAUAUUUACCUUCCAUCUAAGAAUAACGUUAAGUUGACGUUAAAGCUGACCUAAGUAUUUUCUUUAUCACUAUUUUGAUCUCUUAUUGAUUAAUAUAAUAUUAUAAUUGUUGUUUAUGAAUUUAAUGCCAUAUUACUUACGGUAAAUGUGUUAGAUGUAAGUUUGGAACAUUAAAAUAUUUUGUAAAAAUUGGCUACGGAAAAAUAUUAUCAAAUAAUUUUUGAACCAAAUGUGUAAGGUGCCUUACUAUGUUAUAGUUAAAAACGAUUUUCUUAAUCACAUUAAUGUAUACUCAACUUAAUGUCUACACACCUAGGUAAUUAAAAUAAAUUAGAUUAAAACAGUCACAAAUAUGUAUAAUUUAAAUUAAAAUAGUUAUUUAAGUUUCUAUAAUAUGAACACCGACUUGUAUGCAUUUACUGAACUUUUUUUUAUAUAGUCUCUUUGAUAAACAAUAUACGAACAAUAUACUUUUUAAGUGAGCCCUUCUUUUGAAUUAUGAAAUAUGUAUUCGGUUUCACGAUUUGUGACUUUAUUUAUUGGUACAAUGGUUGUCAUUAGGUUGAACUUACAAAGUAUCUCGGUUUGACAGUAAACAAAAUGCGGACAGUUUUAAGCUUUAUAUACUGACACACCAUCUUGUUCCCAUAUUGUUUAUCAAAGUAGAAUCAUUAUUAUUUUCUACUGGAGAGAACGACCAAUAAAAUACAGGUAGGUACUUAUCAGUUUUUUAGUCACACUAUUGAGACAUUUUUUGACCGCCAAAAUGAUUUAUAAUUUUUAGCAUAAUUUUGUUUUAUCUACCUUACGUUCUCACAGAACUAUUGUCAUAAAAUUGGUUUAUAUUAUGUUUUAAAUAACUCACUGUAUAUUAAAUUUUCAACAAAUUUUGUGCUAUUCUAUAUUGUGAACCUUGUAUCCUAGAUUUUAUAUUCCAAAUAGGUAUUCCAAUUUUCUGUAUUCUAGUUUAAGCUAGGUGUCCUAUUUCCUAAAAUAGAGUACGUUUUACCUUUUAAUUUUAUUUCGUAUACCCAUGAUGUAAAAAGAGACCAAAAUUAUUGAAGUAAAAUAAUAAAUUCAAUUUGUUUUUCAUACAAGAGACUACAUAAAGAUUUCUGACUGAUUGGUAUGUAGAGACCUUAGACUAACCUCAGUAGAGACCAUGUAGUCUCUAUUUCAGGUAGAGACCUGAAGUAGAGACCUAAUAGACGGCUAAUCAAAUUUAUGUUGAUGGCAAGAUGGCGACCAAAUCGCCUUCUCUGAUUGGUAAAUGGAAAAUGUUCUUGCAGAUUUUAAGUACACAGGGGAUAAAAUAAUACUUCUUAUGAAAAAAUAUUGAAAUAACCGAUCUUUCAUUUCCAUGGUCAGAAAUGGUCGCUCAAGCUUUGUAUGAAAAACGAACAAAGUGGUCUUUUUAGUAGAUUUUUUUAUUUAAUCUUAUAGAUACUCAUUCGGGCUGUUUCUAUGGGCCUAUGUUUUUUUCAUUCAUGUUGUAAUGUGUGCAUCUUACGAAUUAAAUGAUGAUACAAACCUAAUA
Molecule: messenger RNA, 4165 nt
Organism: Plutella xylostella (diamondback moth)
Lineage: Eukaryota; Metazoa; Arthropoda; Insecta; Lepidoptera; Plutellidae
Source: RefSeq, a predicted model, not a curated record